Molecule: messenger RNA, 1733 nt
Organism: Jaculus jaculus (lesser Egyptian jerboa)
Lineage: Eukaryota; Metazoa; Chordata; Mammalia; Rodentia; Dipodidae
Gene: Zmynd10
Product: zinc finger MYND-type containing 10
Exons: 12
Coding region: 123-1445 (440 amino acids)
Biological process (GO): motile cilium assembly; inner dynein arm assembly; outer dynein arm assembly
Cellular component (GO): cytoplasm; centriolar satellite
Source: RefSeq, a predicted model, not a curated record
CACAAACUGUGCAGUUCCAAACUUCUGUCCCGCGGGUGUCUGUAGUCCGUAAGUUUGUGGCCCCCCACCCCCAUCCCCCGUUCCUGCUGCUGCCUGAGAUCAAGCAAACCCUUGGCUCCGACAUGGGCGACUUGGAGCUGCUGCUGCCCGGCGAGGCCGACGUGCUGGUGCGGAAUCUGCGCAGCUUCCAGCUGCUGGAGCUGGGCUCUGAGGGGUGGAACCAGCAACACGAGAACCUGGAGAAGCUGAACAUGCAAGCCAUCCUUGAUGCCACGGUCAGUCAGGGUGAGCCUAUCCAGGAGCUGCUGGUCACCCAUGGGAAGAUCCCAACACUGGUGGAAGAGCUGAUUGUAGUAGAGAUGUGGAAGCAGAAGGUGUUUCCUGUGCUGUGCAAGCUAGAGGACUUCAAGCCCCAGAACACCUUCCCCAUAUACAUGGUGGUACACCAUGAGGCCUCUAUCAUCAACCUUCUAGAGACAGUGUUCUUUCACAAGGAGGUGUGUGAGUCAGCAGAUGACACAAUCUUGGACCUGGUGGACUACUGCCACCGCAAACUGACAUUGCUGGUGGCUCGGACUGGCCGUGAUGCCCCUCAUGAGGAAGAGCGAUUUCAGGACACUACCCCCAUGCAGGAGCUGCAGAAGCAGGCAGAACUGAUGGAAUUUGAGAUCUCACUGAAAGCCCUCUCGGUGCUUCGCUACAUCACAGACUGUGUGGACAGCCUUUCUUUGAGCGCUUUGAGCCGCAUGCUCAGCACUCACAACUUGCCCUGCCUCCUGGUGGAACUGCUGGAGCACAGUCCCUGGAGCCGCCAGGAAGGAGGCAAGCUGCAGCAAUUUGAGGGGGGCCGCUGGCAGACAGUGGCCCCCUCAGAGCAGCAAAAGCUGAGCAAAUUGGAUGGACAAGUGUGGAUCGCCCUGUAUAACCUUCUGCUGAGCCCUGAGGCCCGGGCUCGCUACUGCCUCACGAGCUUUGCUAAGGGACAGCUGCUCAAGCUUCAGGCCUUCCUCACAGACACACUGCUUGACCAACUGCCCAACCUGGCAGACCUGAAGGGUUUUCUGGCCCACUUGGCCCUAGUUGAAACACAGCCUCCUAAGAAGGACCUGGUGUUGGAACAGAUCCCAGAAAUCUGGGAACGGCUGGAGAAAGAGAACAGAGGCAAGUGGCAGGCGAUUGCCAAGCACCAGCUUCAGAAUGUGUUUAGCCCCUCCGAUCAAGACCUGCGGCUCCAGGCACGGAGAUGGGCUGAGACCUACAGGCUGGAUGUGCUAGAGGCAGUGUCCCCAGAGAGGCCCCGCUGUGCUUACUGUGGUGCAGAGGCCUCCAAGCGCUGCUCCAGAUGCCAGAGAGAGUGGUACUGCGGCAGGGAGUGCCAAGUCAAGCACUGGGAGAAGCACAGGAAGUCCUGCGUUCUGGCAGCCCAAGGUGACAGAUCCAAGUGAGGGGCUGCAGCCCCUGAGGGCCGACCAAAACAACCCACCCAGAGAUCCCACCUCCGGAUCUCUGUCCGGGCCCUGCCAGACCUCAGUUUCUCCGUUGGUGGCGAGCACAGGCUGAGCUAAACAGAGCGGCUAACUCAUCCGCGAGCGAAGGCUUCCCCCACUUCCUGUCCUGCCCAUGCUACAGCCUCAGCGAACUGGGCCAAGAGGUCUGGGUGGGAGCCGUAGACGAUGGCUGGAUAUGGGGGGCCCUCUGCAUUUAGCACAGUAAAGCUGGCCCCUGGGAACGCU